AAAAAAUAAAAUCACCACCUUUUCAUUUUGAGACACUUUUCAUAUAUAUCCCACUAACCUUCCUCUUCUCUACCUUUAACAUGGAUUCUUCUGCAACUCAAGUAGUAACCUUCCAAAAUCACCAUGGAAACACCAAAACCAACGAAUCACAACAAAACCAUCCACCUUCCAAUAACCAUGGUGGUUGGAGAGCUGCCAUUUUUAUCAUCUUCGUCGAAAUAGCAGAGCGGUUUACAUUUUAUGGCCUCUCCGGAAAUCUAAUAACCUUCAUCACAAAAGAGCUCAACCAGUCCACACCGACGGCAGCCAAAAACGUCAACACGUGGCUCGGCAUCACCUCCUUCUGUCCGUUCCUCGGUGCCUUCAUUGCUGACUCCUUCCUCGGCCGCUUCCGGACCAUUCUCAUCUCCUCCAUCAUUUACUGCAUGGGGAUGGCUCUUCUGGCCGUGUCGGUGUCGUUGGUUCCUCGACGGCGGUGGUAUGGGAAGGCGGUGUUCUUUACAGCGCUUUUUGUGGUGUCAAUCGGCGAAGGUGGGCAUAAACCGUGUUUGCAGACCUUUGCGGCGGACCAGUUUGGAGAAGAGACGGAAGAGGAGAAAAAGGCCAAGAGCUCCUUCUUUAACUGGUGGUACUUCGCGCUUGUGCUCGGUGCUUCUGCCGCCACUUUUGCUGUCAUUUAUGUGCAGGACAAUAUUGGGUGGGCAGCAGGGUUUGAGAUACUGGCAGGUGGAAUUGGAGCGGCAUUGGUAUUGUUUUUAUUGGGAACUAGAAGAUACAAAAAGCAGGGUCCUCUGGGGAGUCCAUUCACUGCAAUAGCACAGGUGUUUGUGGCUGCAACUAGAAAGUGGAAUUUGAAUAUUGUUGGUCACAAUCCUGCUGACCAUCCUUAUUUUGGCAUUUAUUAUGGAGAUCAUGAUCACUCUAAUAUACUUAAGCCAAGGACUUUGCCUCCUACCAAUCAGUUCAGAUUUUUGGACAAAGCAAGAAUGAUAGACAAAAUCGAUGCCUCAAACAAAAUAAGAAAUCCAUGGAGGUUAUGUUCAAUAAACCAAGUGGAAGAAGUGAAGCUUGUCCUCCGUUUGAUUCCCAUAUGGAUGACUUGCAUAAUGCUCCUAGUAGUUCAAUCCCUUUUCAACACGUACUUCACCAUCCAAGGCAGAACGAUGAUCAGGUCAAUAGGACCAAACUUCAAGCUUCCUCCAGCAUCACUUCAAAUCUUUGCUGGUUUCACAAUCAUACUCACCAUCCCAAUCUACGACCGGGUUUUUGUCCCACUAGCCCGGAAACUCACCGGAAAACCCUCUGGAAUCACCGUGCUGCAGCGGAUUGGUGCCGGCCUAUUUAUGUCCCUAGUUAACAUGGUGGUCUCAGCUCUUGUAGAGGCCAAAAGGUUAAGUGUAGCAAGAGAACACAAACUUGUAGACAAUCCAAAAGCAGUAGUAGUACCAAUGAAGGUUUGGUGGCUACUUCCACAAUAUGUGCUUUGUGGUUUUUCGGAUGCGCUUUCUUUUGUUGGAAUCCAAGAACUAUUCUAUAAUGAAAUGCCUGAGAGCUUGAGGAGUUUGGGAGCAGCAGCAUAUGUGAGCAUCGCAGGAGUUGCAAACUUCAUUAGCAGUGCUAUUAUAUCAGUUGUUCAAGGACUUAGCUCCAACCAUGGACAUAAUAGUUGGCUGGAUGACAAUUUGAACAGAGCUCACCUUGACUACUACUAUUGGAUUAUGGCAGGAUUGAGUGCUUUGAAUCUAUGUGCUUAUGUAUGGAUGGCCAAGAGAUUUGUGUAUAAAAAGGUUGAUCAAGAAGAUGGAAUUGAGGAGGGAAAAACUAUAAAUUAAUUUGAAUUGAAAUGAUGGAAAGUGUGUUUAAUUAUGGAGAAAAUAGCUAGUUUAGGUGUUGCAAUAAAUGUCGAACUUGAUCCAGAAAAUUUUAGUUUUAUUGGUUAGAUGGUUGUUUUGUAUGAUACACAUUGGCGUACACGGAAACGUGUAUAUUUACACUGAGCACAUACAGAACCAUAUAAAUAGAUCAAUCUCUGGCUUUAUACAUGCCACGUUGAAAUACUAU
Messenger RNA from Ziziphus jujuba (common jujube), 2061 nucleotides. Its product is annotated as protein NRT1/ PTR FAMILY 5.4-like. Lineage: Eukaryota; Viridiplantae; Streptophyta; Magnoliopsida; Rosales; Rhamnaceae. Gene Ontology annotation, biological process: transmembrane transport; oligopeptide transport. The coding region runs from base 81 to 1832 and encodes 583 amino acids. The transcript has 5 exons. The record is from RefSeq and is a predicted model, not a curated record. Gene Ontology annotation, molecular function: transmembrane transporter activity. Gene Ontology annotation, cellular component: membrane.